Molecule: messenger RNA, 627 nt
Organism: Rotaria sordida
Lineage: Eukaryota; Metazoa; Rotifera; Eurotatoria; Philodinida; Philodinidae
Source: the annotation of a GenBank genome assembly
AUGAUUAAGACUGAAGUAUUAUCACCGGAAAUAGCAGCAUAUCCUAUAAGUUCAUCAGAAAAUAGUCUUAUAUCUUUUGAUGCUAAUGAUAUUAUUGAAUUUGGUCCAAUUAAAGUCAAACGACGUAAAAAACCAGCACCUACAUUAGCUACUGGUCGACGGUCAAAAUAUGAAAUAUUAAGUCCAGAAGAAGAACACAAACGUGAUAUAAGACGAGCACGUAAUCGUGUAGCUGCUGAACGUGUACGCGUAAGUCGAUUAUGUGUUGAACAACAAUUACAAGGUCAAAUAGAUGCGUUACAAGAACAAGAACAAAAAUUAUUAAAUCAUAUAGAAAUUCUUCAAUCCCAAAAGCUAAAUUUAGAAACACGAGUUUUUACACAUGAAAAACUGUGUCCUAUUAGAUCAUUAUCGAAUGCACAAGAUCAUCUCACAUCUACUUUUAUCUCAAAUAGUGUUCCAAUAUCAACAACAAUUCAACAAAUAGAACAAACAUCUGAACCUUAUUUUGAGGACUUAUUUCCUAAUUCAACACCUCUUGUACAAACCCAGCCAAAUAAUUAUUCGAAUUCAUUAACAACUACAGUGUCCGGUGAUGAUUUCGAUAUGUUUUUCAUGGAUCUGUAA